AUCAUGGACUGCAAGAAAAUCUGCUUGGAAAAAGCCAUCUCAUUCAAUUUGAAUCCAAUUGGUUUAUUCAAUUCAUAAUCCUGGACACCGACUACGAGAACUACGCGUGCCUGUAUUCGUGCCUGCAGAGGUUCACGUUCAAGGCAGAGUUCGUGUGGGUGCUGAGCCGUGCGCCUGUCGUCACGCAGAGCUUCGUGAGGCGCUGUCGUGAACUCAUCACGACAGAGUCUGGCUUCGACUGGCGCAGGCUGCACAUGGUCGAACAGGGAGAGACCUGCCCGUACUGGGAAGACCAUUUGCAGGAGCAAAGCAAAGAAUCCCUGGAAUCAAAAACAGAACUGCAAAAUAUGGUCAACGCCGUCGACGAUGAGGUGAAGGCGAUAAUCAACGAAGAAAUCGAAUUUCAAGAGGACGACAUUUUUUAUUACCAUUCAUCAUCUGGACCCCAAAAUACCGGCUUUGAUUUUAGACUCUUUUUUAUCGCCAUUGCAAUCCUCUUUUUCUGAGAUCUACUAUUGUGCACCUAAAAAUUCAAGUCUAUAUAUAGUAUUUCCUAUUUCAAAUAUUCACUUCCCACGCCCGUAUCAAAUUUUCAUUUUAAUUUAA
Molecule: messenger RNA, 606 nt
Organism: Hyalella azteca
Lineage: Eukaryota; Metazoa; Arthropoda; Malacostraca; Amphipoda; Hyalellidae
Product: crustacyanin-A1 subunit-like
Exons: 4
Molecular function (GO): pigment binding
Source: RefSeq, a predicted model, not a curated record